GUGAGAGCAAUCUAACAGGACUUAGUGUAUACUUUUCCCCUUUUGCAUUAAUAAUAACAGCAGCAGUGGCUGAAGAAGAGAGCGCGAGACAACGCGUGCAUCUCCGAGCGCAGCGCCAGCGGAGGAAUAUCUUAGUUGUUAUUUAUUCUUCGGCUUGUUGUUCAUUUUCUUAUUUUAUGAUUAACCCGUGCGCUCACGUGCGAACCUUUCCUACCAGAGAAAGUCACCACAACUUCUUCACACCAUCUCGCCCUUGUUUUCAAAAAGGAAAUAAAGCCGUUUUUUGAUUAUCAGCAUUCCGGGCACUUCCUGCUUCCAGGCGGACAUUCCUUCCAAAAAUUCCCACUAAUAGAGAUGAGCUAUGGAAUUGCAGUUGCCGUAGCAGCAGGCAGAACACACACGCGCUGCACGCACUCUUAAAGUCUUGUCAACGUGGUUUUAAGUCAUGAUGCAGGAUUCUGCCACCGAGACAAUAAGCAACAGUUCAAUGAGUCAAAAUGGAAUGAGCAGUCUUAGCAGCCAAUUAGAUCCUGGCACUCGAGAUGGAAGAUCAAGUGGUGGUGACACCAGCAGCGAAGUAAGCACAGUCGAGCUGCUGCAUCUGCAACAACAGCAGGUAAACAGCAGGCCGACAUUUUCGUUUCGCGCUGAAAACAGACGGAAUGAGGGUUUAAGUUCCGCCUUUGAGAGUCUAGCGCACAACGCUGCAAAUUCCCAGUUCCCGCCUAAUUUGCUUUCAAAGGCCCUACAGACAGCCAGACAAUUACUCCUGCAGCAGCAGAGCGGCGGCCUGAAAUCUCCAAAGAACAACGACAAACAGCGUCCGCUGCAGGUGCCCGUGUCGGUGGCCAUGAUGAGUCCGCAGGUCAUCACCCCCCAGCAGAUGCAGCACAUCCUCCAGCAGCAGGUUCUGUCCCCUCAGCAGCUGCAGGCCCUGCUUCAGCAGCAGCAGGCCGUCAUGCUGCAGCAGCAACAUCUGCAGGAGUUUUAUAAGAAGCAGCAGGAGCAGCUACAUCUUCAGCUUUUGCAGCAGCAGCACCCGGGCAAGCAGGCUAAAGAGCAGCAGCAGUUGGCCGCCCAGCAGCUCGUGUUCCAGCAGCAGCUCCUCCAGAUGCAGCAGCUCCAGCAGCAGCAGCACCUGCUCAGCCUGCAGCGGCAGGGCCUCAUCUCCCUGCCCCCCGGCCAGGCCUCGCUCCCCAGCCAGCCGCUGCCACAAGCAGGCCUGAGUCCUGCAGAACUGCAGCAGCUCUGGAAGGAGGUGACCGGGUCGCACAACAUGGACGACGGGGGCAUCAAACACAGCGGCCUCGACCUCACCACCACCAACACUUCCUCUACUACCUCCUCUACCAUUUCCAAAGCAUCGCCGCCGAUUACCCACCAUUCCAUGGCCAACGGGCAGUCGUCCGUGCUCAACGCCAGAAGAGAAAGCUCUUUACAUGAGGAACAGAGUGCCUCGCACGCCCUCUACGGUCACGGAGUCUGCAAAUGGCCCGGCUGCGAAAGCAUCUGCGACGACUUCGGCCAGUUUUUGAAGCACCUUAACAAUGAGCACGCGUUGGACGACAGGAGCACCGCGCAGUGCCGGGUCCAGAUGCAGGUCGUGCAGCAGUUAGAGAUACAGCUUUCUAAAGAGCGUGAGCGUCUUCAGGCAAUGAUGGCCCACUUGCACAUGAGACCCUCUGAGCCCAAACCGUCUCCUAAACCGCUCAACCUGGUGUCAAGUGUCACCAUGUCAAAGAACCUGCCCUCGACGUCCCCUCCAAACUUACCUCAGACCCCCACCACUCCCACGGCCCCGGUGACCCCGCUGUCCCAGGUGCCCUCGGUGCUCAGUCCCGCCAGCGUGCCGGGCGUGGGCGCCAUCCGGAGGCGGCACUCGGACAAGUACUCCGUGCCCAUGUCCUCAGAGAUCGCUCCAAAUUAUGAGUUUUAUAAGAACGCAGACGUUAGGCCUCCUUUUACGUAUGCAACUCUCAUAAGGCAGGCUAUCAUGGAAGCGAGCGACAUGCAGUUAACGCUUAAUGAAAUUUACAGCUGGUUCACGCGGACGUUCGCCUACUUCAGACGCAACGCCGCAACCUGGAAGAACGCCGUGCGGCACAAUCUCAGCCUGCACAAGUGCUUCGUCCGCGUGGAGAACGUGAAGGGGGCGGUGUGGACCGUGGACGAGAUCGAGUACCAAAAGCGGAGGUCACAGAAGAUAACGGGGAGCCCCACGUUAGUCAAGAACCUUCCGUCCAGCCUGGGCUACGGAGCAGCGCUGAACGCCAGCCUACAGGCUGCGCUGGCGGAGAGCAGUUUACCGAUGCUGGGAAACCCGGGCCUGAUGACCAGCAGUUCGACGGGCCUUUUGAACUGUACCUCAGGCCUGCUGCAGUCCCCCACUGAAGACCUCAACGGCUCCCUGGAUCACCUGGAUACCAACGGCCACUCCAGUCCUGGGUACUCACCACACGCCCACAUGCCGCCCAUUCACGUCAAAGAAGAACCGCUAAACAUGGACGACGAGGAUUGCCCGAUGUCGUUAGUGACGACAGCCAAUCACAGCCCAGAGCUGGACGAGGACAGGGAGCUGGAGGAGGGGAAUUUGUCGGAGGACCUGGAGUGACGGUUUUUCGGGACAAACGGCAGACUCGAGGUCUGCUCGCCGGACCCACACCACCACCAAUAAUACCCCACAGAGUUUAACUGUGACUAUUUAUUGAGCAUGCAUCACGGAGACUGCCCGAAGGAACUCUUUCCGAAAGCCCUUUGGGAUACAGAAAAACGACAGGGGGCACAGACUGCUCGCUUUUUAACCCACAAAAAGACUUUCAUUCCUUAUAAACUCAGAAUGGCCUGGCCAUAUUCGAGGGGGGGAAGAAAAAAAACAAACAAACACAUUUGGCGAUAUUACUAUGGGCUCAUGUGCUGAACAACAACAAAAAAAGGAGGAAGUGUGUUCUGUAGAAAGCUAAUGGCCUCAUAUACUGCCAAAAAUAGUUUUAGUUUCAUUCAGUGUGAAUUUCAAACAUACAGUAGUUGUUGCUAAUAGAGACAAUUGCUGGUCCAAUUCAAGUUGUUGCUCUUAAAUCAUUUGCACAGGAGUAGUGUCAGAAACUAGCACCACAGCCUGUUUGUCGCUACAUUAUAUUGACCAGUAUUUAAUUUUUUUUUUUCCAUUAAUUCGUUAAAUUAUAAUUUUGGCACCACCAACUGUAAAUGACAUUUGUUUAGUCACCAACAAAACAGAAUCACUGUAUCAGACUGUUGCAACUGUCCAAAAAAAAGAAGAAAAAAAGUGAAAAAAGUAGGCUUCCAAGUCUCUGUUUGUGCUGAAAUGUAAGAUAUCAUGCUAAGAAGUAACUGUCUGUGCAAGUACCAUAAGUGGGGAAAAAAUGCAUUUCUGCAUAAUGAUCUGUUACUGUUCUCUUUACCUCCUCGUUCUAAAGCUUUGUCUACCUGCAAACAGUCAAAGGCAACAGCUAGAAACCAAAGCCAACCUCUAUCAAUGGCCAAUAACUCUUUAACAGAAGCAGCAGGCUGAUCUGUGGCUUUAAUGAGUACUAAAAGAAGCUUUCCAGGAACUACCUUCUUAUUAAUAACCUCUGGGAUCGUUUGGUUUAGCCCUGUACAAAGAAAAUUGAUGUGUAAUUUGAUAAGUUGUAGAGGGUCCGCCCGGAUUGCAGAAGAGGCCCCACCACCUCUCACGGCUGGAGGAGAAAGGGGGUGGGAACCACAACCAGAACCGCAGGGGGGUGGGGAGCGGAUUUGGGGGUCGGACAUUGGUGGAAGCAGCUGUGUGUGGAUCACGAAGAACUCUGACCAAAAUAACAUUUGUGUAUUUAAUGGAAGUGCAGAAUCUGUAUUGUUGUUUUAAAAAGAAAAUCCUGAUUUGAUUUUUUUUUGUAUUUGUUUUUUAUUUUUUUUUAUUUGCAGUUUCCCAUUUUGUCCGUUUUCUAAUGAAUAUUCUAAUGUCAGUGGUACUGUCUUGUAUGUGAUGUCCUUUUUCCUUUUUUAAAAAAAAUUCACAGCCGUAAUAAAUGAAACCGAAAAACACCGUAACCAAACAUUAAACAAUCUAGUAAAGCCAAAUAACAAUAAUAAAUAAUAAUAAUAAUGAAUAAAAAUGAUAAUAAAUAAUAAUAAUAAUGAUAUCAAGUUGAUAGGAAAUGGUCUGGCUUGGUUAGAGUAAAUGCAAAGAAUACAGUCAUUGUAGGAUAAGAUUUCAAGGAAGAAAAUAACCUUUUCUAGGUGAUAUUUGCUUUGUACCAUUGUGACGUUACUGAGUAAAGAUUCAUGCAUUGCUUAGUGUCUAUAAAGAUUAAGUUCACUAGAGCUGUGGAUUAAAACAUGUUUCUUAUCUAUACCAUGUAACUGUUAAUUAACACUUAAGACAUUUGUAAUUUUACAAUGUUUUGGACAUAAGUGAAAGAUAACAGUAGUCAUUGCUAAAAAGGGUAUUUGAUUUAUAUCAGUGAAUGUCAUCUAGAAAAGUGGACGUGUUGCUUUAAUGGUUAUUUCUGUUUUCAGUCAAACCAAAGUUACACAAAAUUCUGCCUCUGCUUUGGGAUAGUAAGGCUAACAGUACACUCCCUUCAAAAGAUGCACACCAUCCAAAUUUACCUAUGCUGGCUGUCCUGCUUCAUGUUUUGCUGAACGUACCAAUGCAUAUGAGUUUUAUAGCAAUUGGUAGAAAAAUGCGUCACAUUGCAUUCAAAACAAAUAAUGUGCAACAGCUUUUUUUCAUAUGAAAACACACUGCACACGCAUUUGUUUAUGGAGUACCAUGCCAAACCCUUUUCAUCUUUACUUCAUCUCCCUCAACCAAGGGACCUCACGACCUGUAUAUGGUUAUUGCUUUACUAACAAGACGAGGAGGCUGCUAGACACACACACGGACACACACACACACUGCACACACACAAACGCACGCACACACAAACAUGCACACACAUACACGCAACACACCGGUUCCACAGGGUGGAGCAAGGUCUUGCAACAAAUUGCUUAUUCUUUGCUGGAGUCAGCAGACACGUUGUAUUUAAAUAAAAAAUGUGCGUCUACCAUGCCAAAUAUGAGGACAGAAAUGUUGUACAAGAAGAGUUCUCCCACGCACCCAAAAAAGUCUUUUUUUAAAGGUUCUACCUCUGCACAAACAAAUUCAGAACAAAUUUGUCAGAUUGCACGAGUUUGAAUGCCACAAUAGCAGUUGCAUUUUAUUACACUUGUCUGUCGGACAAGGGCAAGAGAUGGUUUACAUGCCCAAUGUCAUAACUGGGAGAUUUGCAUUGUCAUGGGGUUGUCUUCAAACAUUUGUAGAGUGAUAAUUAAAAAAAAAAAAAAAAGAAUUCCUAUAAGGGAAUAUUGUGUUUUCAAAUGCAUGUCUAAAAAUACUUUGGUGGACUGGAAAUAAAGAUGAAUAAAAAAACCUUGUAAUAUCCGUCAUCAGGAACCUGACCCUAUAAGUGUACAAUGUUUAAGUAUGCAUACCUCAGUUAAUCUGUUUUUGGGAAGGAAAGGUAGUCUUCGGCCACAGAAUGCUUAUAACUUGUAGAUUUUGCAUGGGGUUUUUUUUUGUAAAGAAACACAAAAGAACAAAAAAAUAAAUAAAAAGAUGAAAAAAAGAAAAAGAAAGAAAUGUUUAAAAUAGCUGCUUGCACAUGAUACCAGAGAAACCUCCUGAAACUGCGGUUUGCUUCUUCACUAGAGAUUAGGUUCGUUGGGUUUUUUUUUUGUUUGUUUUUCUUUUUCUUUUCUUGAGAUGCUCUGUCUGUAUUUUGAUAAUUGUGCAUAUUAUGUAAAAAUGUUGGUGGACCCAUAAAAUGAUCAGACUUUUUUUUUUUUUCUAAGAAAAAAAGAAGAAAAAAAAGAACAACGUUGCUUUUCUGCAUUUCAUGAAUUUUGACUCCUCUGUCAUUUGCUUGCUAAGGAUAGCAAACCCGCUUUUUUCUGCAUCUGCUUUUGCGUAGCUGUUGUAAGGCUUUAAACUGAUAUGUGUAUUUAUGCUCGUAUUUCUGUGCAUACCUUAUGAAGCAUUAUGUCUGGCGAUGAGUCCUGUAUCCUUCUUCUGCUGUCAUUCGCUAAUGAUCGGGAAUACGAUGCCCUGUGUAUACAGUAAAAAUUUGAACUGUAGCGGAAAAAAAGAAAAAAAAAAACAUCUGUUUAUGUAUUUGGUGGAUACCCUUUUUGUUUAUUUAACCUUUGCUGAGGUAAACUGAUUUUUGAUACUUUUCAUUACCGUGUACCGUGUCCAUAUCUUGAAUUCUCCGACAUUAGAAGUCAUGGUUGAGAAUUGUAACAGCUGUUAUUUGUUCUGUAUUCAUGGCUUUUCACUGCUGAAUUAAAUAAAGGACCAAAAGUAGGAUUUUUGAAAAGCAACUGUCUACCUCCAA
Molecule: messenger RNA, 6377 nt
Organism: Anguilla rostrata (American eel)
Lineage: Eukaryota; Metazoa; Chordata; Actinopteri; Anguilliformes; Anguillidae
Gene: foxp2
Product: forkhead box P2
Exons: 20
Coding region: 446-2611 (721 amino acids)
Biological process (GO): regulation of transcription by RNA polymerase II
Cellular component (GO): nucleus
Molecular function (GO): RNA polymerase II cis-regulatory region sequence-specific DNA binding; DNA-binding transcription repressor activity, RNA polymerase II-specific
Source: RefSeq, a predicted model, not a curated record